UACUUUGCAUACCCACCAUUAUACUUUUCAGUUUCUUUAAAGAAAGGUGGUGCUUAUUUAUUUCUCGUAAUAAUAUGGCUUUGUUUCUCUCUGUUUCUUUGCUACUCAUUCUCUGUUUCUGCCAUGCUUCAACUCAAGCUUCUGCUCUUCUGGCUAAGCCUCUUGAUGGGCUAGUGGAGAAUGGAGACUUUGAAGAGGGGCCAUCAAAAGCAAAUCUAAAGAAAACAGUAAUAACAGGAAAAUACUCACUCCCCAAGUGGGAAAUCAACGGCUUGGUGGAGUACGUCUCAGGUGGGCCGCAACCAGGUGGAUUCUACUUCGCAAUUCCUCGCGGGGUUCACGCAGUGAGGCUCGGCAAUGAGGCAUCAGUCUCGCAAACUUUGAACCUCGAGACAGGUUCAUUCUACGCCUUAACAUUUGGCGCAACGAGAACUUGCGCCCAAAACGAGGUUCUGAGGGUGUCGGUCCCUGGUCAGUCGAGUGAUCUUCCUCUUCAGACCCUUUAUAGCAGCGACGGUGGUGAUACUUAUGCUUUGGCUUUUAAGGCAGUUUCUGAAGCUGUUAAGGUUACAUUUCAUAACCCUGGUGUUCAAGAAGAUCCUACUUGUGGUCCUCUUUUGGAUGCUGUUGCAAUCAAGCAAAUGCUUCCUCUUAAGUAUACCGAAGGAAACCUAGUGAAGAAUGGUGGAUUUGAAUAUGGACCUCAUGUAUUCAAGAACUUCUCAACAGGAGUCCUACUCCCACCAAAGCAAACAGAUCUAAUCUCACCACUUCCUGGUUGGAUAAUUGAAUCACUAAAACCAGUAAAAUACAUUGACUCAAAACACUUCUCUGUCCCAUCAGGAUUUGCUGCAAUAGAAUUAGUAGCAGGAAGAGAGAGUGCAAUUGCACAAAUUAUCAGAACAAUUCCAAACAAAUUUUACAAUCUCACAUUUACAAUUGGAGAUGCCAAAAAUGGCUGCCAUGGAUCAAUGAUGGUUGAAGCAUUUGCUGCUAAAGAAACAUUGAAAGUUGGGUUUGAAUCAAAGGGAAAAGGUGGGUUCAAGGUUUCAAGUUUAAAGUUCCAAGCUAGUGGUGAGAGGACUAGAAUUACAUUUUAUAGUGCUUAUUAUCAUACUAAAUUGAAUGAUUAUGGUCAUAUGUGUGGUCCUGUUUUAGAUGAUGUUAGUGUGGUUUCUCUUAAAUAUUGAUUUUGUGAAGUUUGGUGGUUGAUUAUAGAGUUUGUGGUUUGUUUUGUAAACUCUGAAAAAAUCUGAUGCCAUUUUGGAGUUUCUUUUAAAUCCAUCUUGGUAUGCAGCUUACUUUGUUAUUCAUAAUUUCAUACAAAUAGUGUGGCUUAA
This is a messenger RNA of Mercurialis annua (annual mercury), 1340 nucleotides long. RefSeq names its product protein DUF642 L-GALACTONO-1,4-LACTONE-RESPONSIVE GENE 2-like. The transcript is spliced from 3 exons. NCBI's taxonomy places the organism in Eukaryota, Viridiplantae, Streptophyta, Magnoliopsida, Malpighiales, Euphorbiaceae. The coding region runs from base 75 to 1190 and encodes 371 amino acids. The record is from RefSeq and is a predicted model, not a curated record.